AUGUCGAACCAAGGCAAUAGACAAACCCCUCAAACUGGAAGAUUAUACCAAUUCAAGCUUGUUUUAUUAGGAGAAUCAGCAGUCGGUAAAUCAAGUUUGGUAUUGCGCUUUGUCAAAGAUCAAUUUGAUGAUUAUAGAGAAAGUACUAUCGGAGCUGCAUUUUUGACGCAAACAAUUGGUUUGGAUAACAAUACAACAGUUAAAUUUGAAAUCUGGGAUACGGCUGGUCAAGAGCGUUAUAAGUCUUCCCUGGAAAAGGCCAAAUCGUGGGUGAAAGAAUUACAAAGACAAGCAGAUCCAAAUAUUGUUAUUGCACUUGCUGGUAAUAAGAGUGAUCUAAGUGCACGUAGAGUAAUUGAUACUGAAGAAGCUAAAGCCUACGCAGAUGAUACAGGUCUCUUAUUUUUCGAAACUUCUGCUAAGACAGCUACGAAUGUCAAUGAAUUAUUCACAUCAAUAGCGAGAAAAAUGCCUCUUGAUCAAUUAGCUGCUAACUCACGUGGAAGAGAAAUGAAUAGAAGACUUGAUUUGAAUCGUCCACCACAAAAUAAUAUAGAUGCGGUUAGUGAUUAUAAUAGUUGA
Diversispora eburnea is the source of this 582-nucleotide messenger RNA. The record is from the annotation of a GenBank genome assembly. NCBI's taxonomy places the organism in Eukaryota, Fungi, Glomeromycota, Glomeromycetes, Diversisporales, Diversisporaceae.